Chelonoidis abingdonii (Abingdon island giant tortoise) is the source of this 5667-nucleotide messenger RNA. NCBI's taxonomy places the organism in Eukaryota, Metazoa, Chordata, Testudines, Testudinidae. The record is from RefSeq and is a predicted model, not a curated record.
GGGGAAGUGGUUAUGGGAUGGGCCAUUGCCCCUCCUCCAGGAGUAAGGGGGGGGAAGGCACAUGGAGGUCUCCAUUGUGGAUAGGCUGCGGGGCAGUCCAUUGCUCAGCUUUUGGAACCUGGCUUUUGCGAGGCAAUGAAGAGGCCUGGUACAGAAGGAGCCCCCGCAAGAGCUGAGAGCAGACCCCACCCUGGACUGGGAUACACGUUCAAGGGGUAACCGUUCACUGCAGCACUUGAACGAGCAGCUGCUUUGUAGCCCUCUGUUCAGGCAGUCCCCGGGGGGCUGUGUAACUUGAAAGCUCCUUCGCAUACAAUAUUCUGCUAAGGAUCUUCUCACUUUCUUUGCUGUGUCUCUUCUGAUGGGUUUAGCACAUUUAGCAGCCCCACACUUGGCUGUAGGUCAAAUAGGAGGCGCUUUGGUGAAGUUUCUGGGUGUCCUGCUGUUUGGUUGGAUCUGUGGUCUAGCAGGAGGGUCUGCAAGCGACUUGCCCUGUCAUUUUUCCCUAAUGUCUCCAGUUUGUUCUACCCUUCUCAGCCAGAAGUCUGUUCCCUUUGAUGGUGAGAAUGGUGGCAUGAAGUCCAAACGCUGUGGGUCCAUCUACAUUACAAAUGUCAGGAACCUAAUUGUAAUAGGAUUCCAACUUCAGCAAAGACAGGACUAUAAUGUGGUUAAUGUCUUGGUGCUGUCCAAAGCUUCAGCCACAGAAGAAGGGGAAGGUCAAGGAACAGUGUUUUAACUGGGUCCCAAGAUACAAUUGUAUUAGUGUAGAGUGUAAGUGCCCCGAAGAGGUGGUUAGUGUCUCCUUUACACAAGAAGUCAGAGGUAGUUCUCUCUUUUGGAGAAUCCUUUCUGUGAAGGUGCUGUUCAUUCUGUGCUCUGGUCAGGCUAUUAUCUCUCUCCCCCUGUAAAUUCUUGACUAAACCCAGCUGUAAAGUCUUCCUGACAAGCAAUUAAAUAAAACUGUGUAGAAGGGUUGGGCUUGCUGCUCCUUGGCUCAGAAAUAUCUGAGCAGACUAACCUUUCUCCACAGCCGCAUACCCUGUAGUGACACGUGGUCUUGUUCCUGUCCAAUCCUCAUUCCUUGCCUGUUACCUUUUAACGCUCUCCGUGAUGUAACAUUGUGCAUCUGCUGGGACAAGCAAAUAGCCUAUUUUACCCUCUUUGGCAAUUCUUUGCGCUCCUGGUUUGAAGCCAGAUUGGCCGUGAUGUAAAAUGGCACACCCACUCAGCCAACCUGCAGCUCUCAAUUCUAGGAUCAGCUCUGUAGCUAUAAAGAGAGGCAGUGGGAGAUGCCAGCUGUCAUUUGGUGAGCGAUGGAUGUUUUACGACUUGGUUCCCUGUCUCUGCUCUGGCACACCAAGUGUAGGACUCCCAGCUCACGGCCGUUCGUGGUGGUGGUGGUCAUUCCAAGGUCUUUCUAAGGACCAUGUUGCUAUGGCUUAGCCUAUUAGCCCUGUCUUCAGUAACAUGGUCACUUUUAAGAUGAAUGAUCUCAGAUAGUUCUCCCCUGUCUCCAUGCUCCAAACUCUACUCUUCCUCCUGUCUUGAGGAAGGAGGAGAGGUGGCAGUCUCCUGAGGCUGCUACUGUUUGAAGAAGAGCCACUGUCGGGAUGGGGUGAGGAACACCUGAGUCCAUCGAGCCGUGCCCCUUACGGUCCUGCCCCAUGGUGGUGAUAGGGGGAGGGGAAGGUUCCAGGGUAUGGAGAGGCUAGACCUUUGUGCUUGCUCCUGAGAGGCUGAUGGCUCACAACCAGGCCAUCUGCUUCUCCUUCCUUCCCCGCUAACCUUUUAAUCAGAGGCGGGGUGGGGGAGAGGAAAUGGGGUUGCCUCUUUUGCCGGCAGCCCCAUUUCCUCUGCCAGUGGAAGAACAAAGGGAUGGCUGGCAGGCAGUCAAGUGGCUCUUGGUGGGCCAGCUUUGCUGCAUGCCAGCCCUCCAAACUCCCCAGCCGCAUCCCCUCUCCCAUCCUUAUUGCUAACCUUUACUGGCUUUGAGGCAGCACAGAGGCUUCUCUCUGGGACCCCUUCCUAACUCCUCCCCACAGAUUCAUUCGGGGGAGAUGUCCCAAGUGUUUCCUUCCCGUCCCAUCCCCACUACAGAUCUGAGGCUACUCUUGAAGCAGCAGCAGCCUGUCUUCAGUGCUUCCCACUCUCCCCCCCCCCCCCCCCCCCCCCCCCCGCUUAUAUUGUAAUGGCCCUUAGGGCUGAAGAUUUGCUCUGAAUUGUUGGUUCCUUGAGAGAAUGGCAGCUCAGCAGUGAGAGACCCUCAUGUGCUGAAUCCCCAGGACAAUUCCAACAAAACUCUCCUGUCUGCGCAGUGGCUGUUGGCUCUAAUACCCCCCUCUCCCUGUGGUGGGGCAUGUCAAGAGCAGGAUGAGUCAAGGUCUGCUGUGCCGAUUGGAGAGGAGACUUGUCCUAAAUAAAUGUUUCAGGCAUGCACAGCUCAGCUCCCCUGUCCCACUGGCUAUUUAGUAACAUUCUUAGAAUCUAGAACAGCAUAAAUGAGAGCACUAAUUUGGAGUGCAUUGUAUACUGUUCCCAAAAGGUACCUUAAAGGGCACAGAUAUGGGAUUAAUCCCCAAAUCACAAUUGUCUGAAGUGCAAAUAGCUUCUACUCUUGGCAGUGAAGGAAUUUCCGGUCCCAAGGCUGCAUACUUGUAGCUUUCUGUAAUGGCUCACAAUUGCUAUAUGGCAAUGCAGGUCUUAUUUAAUUCAACUUCAUUAAGUUAUAGUUCUAGAGUCAUUUGAUUAGAAAGUUGUUUUUUGUCAAAUAUCUACUUCUGAAACCAUUAUUUCAACAUAAUUAAAUGGGAUCUUUCAGAACGGUCUAUUUAAUAGUAUCAAUGUACCUGUUAUGUUGAAUUUGCAAAACUAGAGAAGCUCAGGAUCUCUUGCAUGGAUGUGACUAGCAAGAGCAAAGCAGCUUAGCUUAGCUGGGUGCAAGUAAACCACAGUGCUCCUGUUUCUCUGUCCUAUUUGGUUUCAUUUUAACUCAUCUAGUUCUUGAGCACGGUGACUUAGGUAAAAAGCACAUAUUGCAUUUGCCAAAAGUCUGUGGAGAAGUCUCUCUAGGCUGCCGCUUAGUAAGUACGUGUUCAGAAUGUUGCUCCACCAGUUCUUCAGCAAUAGAAUGUGUAUACUGCAUGUGUGGGAUGGUAGCGGGCUCUGGUCCCCAUGGUGGCUGACCCAGCACUUCCACAAGUGUUUCAUUUUAUAAAAUCAGUCAAACUGAGCGUUCAUGAAAGAUGCUAGAUUGACAUCCUUGGAGCUUGAUGUCUCUAAUCCGCACAGUCUGUAUUCAUGGGCCAGAGCGGCCGUGUUCCCCUGAGCUUCCCUACCAAGGUACCUUAACCCUCUUCCCCAGGAACCACCUCUAGCAGAAAGAGGAUGCCCAUGGCUGAGUGCCCAUCUUGGCUUUCACCAUAGACACCUGUCCACCAGGAACUAGACCUGGAGCCAACUCAAAUGUGUAAUCGAUCAAAAUCAGCCACUCUAUUGUAGGGUAAUCAGUAUUGUGCCUGUCUUUAAAAAUGGGGCAGGGUGAUCCUGGCAGUUAGACCAAUGAGCCUUACCACAGUGUCAGGUAAACAAGUUAGAAGAAUAGUCUUAAAGCACCUAGGAAAGCAUGCUAGACCAACCAGUAUGUUACAGAAUCAUAGGUUAUUAGGGUUGAAGGGACCUCAGGAGUCCAACCCCUGCUCAAAGCAGGACCAAUCCCCACUUCCCUAAAUGGCCCCCUCGAGGGUUGAACUCACAACCCUGGGUUUAGCUGUGUGUGUAAUGGGAAGGUGUCUCUCUCCAGCCUCUCAGGAUUCUUUGAGGGGUUAGCAGUGCAGCGGCUAAGGAGCCCUGCUGGAUACAACACAUUUGGGUUUUCAAAAAAGCCUUUGAUAAAGUCUGUUACAAAAGGCUAUUAAGGAAACUAAGUCGAGGGUAAAGUUCUCUCAUGUAUUAGAAACUGGUUAAGAGAAAAUAGUGGGACUGAAUAGCUGCUUCUGAACGGUGAAAUAGGUUAAUUGUGAGGAGUCCGAAGGAUCUGUGCUAGGGCUGGUUACUAAUGAUCGGUGGGGGGGAGGGAGAGUAGGAUGGCAAAGCGUACUGAGGCUGCAGUUAUUUAGCUCAGUUGAGACUCGAGGGGAUAUAGAAGAGCCACAGAAAGAGCUAACGUAGGUGGGAGAUUGGGUAACAUGAUGGGGGGUGUUCACAUAGCGCUUCUCAUUGUGGUAUCUGCACUCCAGAGUUCUGGCUGGCCAUGGUAGGUGGAGGGAGCUCCUGCUUGCUGAGGGUGGUUCCUGUGGCGGAAGCAGCCAUGUCAGCUCUGUACCCAUCACUGGAGGACAUGAAGGUGGAUCAAACCUUGCAGGCUCAGGCGAAUGCAGCCACCAGGGCUCUGUCUGGGGUUGCAGAGAAGUCAGAGCCAGCAACGGCCCCACCUGUUCUGUACCCAAACCUCACGGAGCUUGGGGACUACAUGGGGCUCUCGCUCUCCAGUGAAGAGGUCCAGAAGGACCUAGCCCUGGUCCCAGCAAGUGGCAACGCAGGGGCCCUGGUCCCUUCCUCCCAGGGUGUGCUGGUCGCCCCACUGACGGGAAACAACCUCGGACUGCGCAGGGCAGAGAUCAGACCGGGCCUGCGGGAGCUCCACCUCUGCAAGGAUGAGCGCGGGAAGACUGGGCUCCAGCUGAAAAGCAUCGACCAGGGGGUGUUUGUGCAGCUGGUUAAGGCCAACUCCCCAGCGUCCCUUGUCGGGCUGCGCUUCGGGGACCAGGUGCUGCAGAUCAACGGGAAGGACUGCGCUGGCUGGAGCACAGAUAAGGCCAACAGGGCCCUGAAAAAGGCCGCCCCGGAGAAAAUCGUCGUGAUCGUGCGAGACAGGCCCUUCCAGCGCACGGUGACGAUGCACAAGGACAGCACGGGGCACGUGGGGUUCGUCAUCAAGAAGGGGAAGAUCGUUUCUCUCACCAAAGGCAGCUCUGCAGCCCGGAACGGCCUGCUCAUCAACCACUACAUCUGUGAGCUGAACGGGCAGAACGUCAUCGGCCUGAAGGACAAACAAAUCCUGGAUAUCCUGGCUACAGCUGGUAACGCCGUCACCAUCACCAUCAUCCCCACAGUGAUCUACGAGCACAUGGUCAAACGGCUGUCACCUGGGCAGAUCAAGUCAUCCAUGGACCACUCGCUUCCUGAUGCUUAAAGUCCGGCCUCUGGUCAGCAGGAGCUCAGCGAAUCUUCUUUCCUCUUAUUAAAUGCAAUAUCCCAAAAGACUUCCCUACAAUGCCAGGAAAACAGGUGGAUCUCGAUGGGGGAUAUUCUAGACCAAAAACCAUCUGUUUCCUUUAAUCUUUUAUUAAUUCACCUGGAUAGGCUUGAGCCUUGUUUUGUCCAUGCAAUCGGCUGGUGUCCGAAGGAGCGCGGGGAGGUGGAUGUGGGUAGAACUGCAGGUGUACAUCCACAGAAGCGAGGUGAAUGGUUGUGGGGGGGCCUCCCUGGUGGAGGUCAUGUAAUGCAACCCUUUCAAGACCCACCAAAGAGCUGUUUUAAUAAACUCAAUUAAAGCUGCUCCUAUUUGCCUCUUCUUAAACCAAGGGAAGUGAGAGUGGGUUUAGGAGCUAAUGAAUGGCUCAGUAGCCACUCCAGCAUCAAGUGUGCCAAACCCACUGUGCAGCA